AUGCCCGCGACUGAGGUCGGGGACCGCCUUAUUGAUGAAAUUGAACUAGCUUUCAUAGAGGAAAGUGAAUUACCUCACGUUAUAGACGCUAGCGAGCGCGACGAUGCGAAUCUAUGGCUACGUCGUACGCAGUGGGCUGUCUACCUCCGUGGAAUCGACCCCCAGCACCUUAUUGACUGCGUCCGCGCACCCGACGGCGAUUCAUCCGAUCCGACUGAAAUAGCGGCAAGUGCUAUAUGGGAUGCAAUGGCUGCUCCGCUACAAGCUUACAUGGAUGCCGAUAAUAUUGAGAGACACACCAUCCCGUGGCAGCAAAUUCUGAUGUUUUUCACUCUGCUCGGCCGUGGAGAGGCAGGCUGGCGUACGGCUGAGAGCUAUCCACCCAUUUUAUCGAAGCUGAUCAAGAUCGCACGCUUUAUGGUAGUCUAUAAGGCUUUGAAAUUGGAUUCUACGGCGGAGGCAAUGCUAUAUCAGCUGGCGGAGUAUCAAAUGGCAGGUGAUUGGGAUACCGAGAAUCUACGGACUUAUGGGUUGAAGAUCCAUUAUAAUAGCACCACGACGGGCCACAUCGGCUGGAUGAACCAGGACCAGCUACUUUACCAGCAAUUCAAUUUCACAAUAGGUGACUUCCGUGGGUUCAUCCACGGGCUCACUAGCUCAGCACGCCAAAUUCUCUACAAUGAGCUAUUAUUUACCGUCGAAAAUGGGUCAGUUCCAGCUAUUCCAUGGCAGGCAAUUUACGACGAUCCUACGGAGACAGCCCACGGGUGGAAUUUCUUAAAAGACACCCGUACCCCAUGGCCUGUGGACGGCGAGCAAUGGCUGAUCGGCCGGCGAUUCAUCGAGAGUAGUGCCGGUCGUCUACGUAUGGUAGCAAUUGACGCUUACCUUCAACGGGUAGCGUAUUUCCGUGAGAAGCUUGCUAUUGCUAUUCACGUGAGUGGUGGCCAGCCGGCUCGCGCACCCGAGCUAUUAAGCAUUCGGCAUUGCAAUACUGAUAGCGGGGGCCGUCGCAACGUAUUCAUUGAGGACGGGCUCGUUACAUUCGUCUCACAAUACCACAAGGGGUUUUACGCAUCCAAUGAUACUAAGGUGAUUCAUCGCUAUUUACCCCGGGAGGUAGGAGAGCUUGUGGUCCAUUAUUUAUGGCUAGUAUUGCCAUUUACACGGCGAUUGGAGGCGUACGUAGCGAAGGUGCGGAGAUUAGAUGGCGUGGAGGAGAUCAAAAGUAAAAUGCGUCAAGCUUACCUCUGGGGUCCCGAUCCUGGCACUAGCCGAGAUUGGUCAUCUAAGAGACUCCGUGAAGUGCUAAAGCGGGAAACCACCAUUGGGCUUAAUGGUCAAGCCAUUAAUUUGAAUGCUUACCAGGAUAUUGCUAUUGGCAUUAGCCGUCGCUUUAUACGGCCGUCUAGCGUAUUUCCCAAUAAUACGCAGCAGGACGCGGCCUAUUUAUCACACGUUGCCGGCAUGAUCUACGGUCGUGGCAUCACCGAGCAGCCUGGCUUUGUGUCCACAGAUAACGGGGGUGCCGAGAGUGCAUUAGGACUAGCCCAGUUUUCACCAUAG
Penicillium arizonense is the source of this 1566-nucleotide messenger RNA. RefSeq lists its product as uncharacterized. The record is from RefSeq and is a predicted model, not a curated record. The coding region runs from base 1 to 1566 and encodes 521 amino acids. The transcript is spliced from 8 exons. NCBI's taxonomy places the organism in Eukaryota, Fungi, Ascomycota, Eurotiomycetes, Eurotiales, Aspergillaceae.